AUGGAAACCUUAGGCUUGAUCCUCGCGGUGUUGCCCCUCUUCAUCGAGGGGGCUAAACAGUACAGCAAAGGAGUUGAUACCAUUACAAAAGUAGUUUCGCGUACCUUGCGGGACAAGAGACUUCUGGAAUUCUAUAAAGAUUUCUGGUGGGAACUCUUUGUACUCAAUGUCAAUGUCCGCAAAGUGGUCAACUCAUUACCGGAUUUAUCGGACGAGCGCAAGGCGGACAUUGAAAUAGAAGGCGGAAUCAGCGACUGGCAUAAUUCUUCGGACAUUGUCAGGGCUGUGAAGGAAUAUUUUAGCACCGAAGAGAGAUACAAUGCUUUUCUAGUUGUGAUGGACCAAAUUGUUCAGCUUUUAUCCCAAUUAGUGAAGGACAGCACAAUCCAAAUAUCGAAGAGGGAGACGAAUCAAAAACAGAUGUAUGAGAAGCUUCGGGAGUUUUCGCACAAACAUGAAAAUCAACCAGCGUCUAGCACAAUGUUCGAGCGUAUCAAGUUCUGGAGAAAAGAGAAAGACCGCAACACAUGUUUGAGGGCUUUGAAGACUUGGAAUAGCCGUUUGGAGAAGUUGGCCAGCGAUUCUGACAACGUGUCGGCUUGCGUGCGAAGGCCAACAGCAAUUCCAGUCGCACCGCAGAAGGAUGUGUGGAUCUAUAAUUUAUCAUCCAAACUACACUCAGCAUUGGCACGGGUUUGGGCCUGCGAUUGCCGUACGCCCCAUGAAGCAAGAGUCAGCCUUAAUAACCAAGAGAUUCCUUCAAACAAAGCGGUAGAAGAGGUGGACAUCAGAUUUGACUUCAUUUUCCUUGUACAUGCAAGUGAAACACGGCAAUCCUCGUUGCAAGAAGGAGAAGUCAAAAUCAGACUGCAUACGGACUCAAUGGGGGAGGACAGAGAAGAAGUCACGAAUGAAGCGGACAAUUUGCAAUUGUGGCAACACCGAUCACGGCCUAAACAGCUAUCCUUCGAUGGAAAGACGCCGGCCGUGUCAUUGAAGUCCGUCAUGCUCAACGGGACGCUCAAAUCUCUAUUGGCAAAAAGAAAGCUUGCAUUGAUGUUGGCAAAGUCUCUACUGCAUUUAAGCGCGAGGCCAUGGCUCACCGAGAAGUGGAACAAGGAGCAUAUCACAUUCUUCCAUGAAUCUUUCGGUGCUUUGGCAGUAACUAAACCAUAUCUAUCAUCUGUCUUCCGCGUCGGCCAAGAGGACGGCAGUGAUCAGCUCGAUAUUAACCAGCUCCAUCCUUGUCCUAGUAUCCUUUCACUAGGAAUUCUCCUAAUUGAAAUCGACACGAUGAAGACCAUUGAAUCGUUCCGAACCUCGGAUGAUCUGACGGAUGGCGUAGAGGUGAAUGCGAACACUGACUGGACCACUGCCAAUCGUGUGGUUCAGUUGCUUGAGAACUGCUCAAUGCCGUAUCGAGAAACAAUCCAAGCUUGUCUGGAUACCCCGUGGGUUUCUGCUGGCCAACGCGUGAGUCUGGAGAACGCCUCCACUAGAAACGGGUUUAUUCGAGACGUUGUCCAACCGUUGCAACAGGAACUGGAAUAUCUAUCCCGAGCACCGACACCUGCCGGGCAAAUGGAAACUAAAACAUCGGGCGAACGGCCACGAGCUCGAUUUCAUCCUACGUCUCGCUCUGACGUUGCACCAUGGAUGGUCGAGUUCAUCCCACCUCCAGAACCUGAGGUGCUCCUGCCGCCAUUACUUGCCUGCUUGCCCACUGCUUUCGUCUCGACUCGCCCUCCUCCAGCACUACUUCCGCUGCUAUCUCCGAUCCUACGCCAGCGCGUCCAGAUUCUCAGCUCUGUUGCGACAUCGCCUUCCGACUCGUGGCUGCGACUUUUAUGUUGGACCGAUGAGAAGGCCGAACGUGUUUCGCGAUUGCUAGACGGCGUCGUCUUCGAACCGCACCCUGUUUCUGGAGAGAUCGAAGUCCCGGAAGAUCUGUCUAUAACUUAUAAGCGGCUGGAUGAGGAGACGCUGCGAUCAAAAUUGAAUCUCCCAGAAUACCAGCUCAAUGUGUUAUAUGUAUGGUGCUCGAAUGACCCAGACGGCGGUGGUCCUGGCUGGCGGAUCGCGGAGCUGGAGCCAUGCGAAGGUCCGGAUGACGAACAAUCAACCUGGUCAGAAACAGUUGGCGACGCAAAUGAACAGGCGAGGGAACGAAUCAUCGACGACGCUAUAAGAGAUGCGGAUGCCGACAGAUUACAUGUUGAAGCGGAGGAUAACGAUGAGGAUGAUUACUGGGCGCAGUAUGACAACACUCCGGGAAGAACACCGGCGACAAAGACACCAGUAUCUCGUGGAUAUCAACAAACAUCAGGACAAUCGGAAGACGCAUACUUUUCUCAGUACGCGGAAGUGCAACCAGCGAUGGACAACCAUGAUCCGUCCGAGGAUGCCCCGGAGGCUGGAGAAUCGUCGCUAAAUGGUGAUAUCUUUGCAAAGAUUAUGCAACAGGCUCGCGAGUCCCGUGAAACAGCAGCACAGGACCCUUCUCUCCAACACGAUGACGAACACGCAAAUCUUGUGUCAAUGAUGAUGAAUCACCCGCGGCCAUCAUCAGCUUCGUCUGGGUCUGCUGUCGCGAAAUUGGAACAAGAGGCAGAAAACCAGUCAGCUUCAGAAGUUGCGAUCAAGCAGCACAUUGGCUCAAAUAUAAAGAGUCUGUAUCGGUUGGCCAAGGCGACUGGAAUGCCGCGGGCGGAGUUUCAAAAUCUGAUUCGCACAGAGAUUGAUCUUCUCAGUUUGUCCGACGAUGACUAA
This is a messenger RNA of Talaromyces amestolkiae, 2769 nucleotides long. RefSeq lists its product as uncharacterized. The record is from RefSeq and is a predicted model, not a curated record. The coding region runs from base 1 to 2769 and encodes 922 amino acids. The transcript has 6 exons. Lineage: Eukaryota; Fungi; Ascomycota; Eurotiomycetes; Eurotiales; Trichocomaceae.